Messenger RNA from Patella vulgata (common limpet), 2359 nucleotides. Its product is annotated as caspase-7. The transcript has 6 exons. The record is from RefSeq and is a predicted model, not a curated record. Gene Ontology annotation, cellular component: cytoplasm. Bases 489 to 1376 code for a protein of 295 amino acids. Lineage: Eukaryota; Metazoa; Mollusca; Gastropoda; Patellidae. Gene Ontology annotation, biological process: proteolysis; apoptotic process.
CCAAUGUUUUACAGGAUUGCGUAACAAGAGACAUGGGAAAGACCUUUCAAUAGUCUGUUAUAAGCUGGAGACAAAAGACAAACACCUUUCAAUACAAGUGUUUCUGGAAUAAUUGGACGAUAAUGUGACACACUGUAAAAGAUUUAUUCCCUAACGAAUACACACGACACAUCAAUUAUACGAGUUGAAGACAGGAAAGCUUGUAACAGAAAAAACAAUAUUCAAUAAAACUCAAACAAACAUUUUCUUUAUUUUCCUCGAGCCAGAGAAUUAUCUGUCAAUACACCACACCUGCAAUUUAGAGAAAAUCUGCUACAGUUGUUAAGUGACGGAAUUAUCUAACUCCUUUGGGAAUGUGAAGGUUUUAAAAAAGGCAGUGCAAUGACUUUAGAGAGAGGGAGAGGGAGAAAUGGAGUUUAACAUCCACUCGACACAAACUAGUUUACAAUAUGGACACUGAUUAAGAUAGAAAGAGACAACUUAAGUUCAUGGAUAAAUUCUCCAUGCAUACAGAUAACGAGGAACUGCCGUAUAUAUUACGCAGAGUUACUGGUGAGCGGAAGUCUGUCAAACCUGGUGCUCCAUCAGAGCCAAAUGAGUACAACUUUAAUUACAAAAAUCGAGGUAUCUUUAUUAUCAUCAAUAAUAAACAUUUUGAUGAGAGUACAGGACAAGAAACAAGAGAAGGUACUGAUAUCGAUGCUGAAAGAUUAGAAGAAAGAUUUCAGGAUCUGGGUUUUGAUGUUCGACGUUACGAUGAUGUUACUAGAACUAAGAUGACAGGAUUAAUGUAUGAUAUUGCAUCACAUGACCAUUCGAACUCUGAUUGUUUUGGUUGUGCUAUACUCAGUCAUGGUAGAGAUGGUAAAGUCUAUGCUACUGAUGGUAUAUUACCAAUAGAGUUAAUGGUGCUACCAUUGAAAGGUAGUAGAAGUCCUACACUUGUUGGUAAACCCAAACUUUUUUUUAUUCAGGCUUGUCGAGGAACAAAGUUAGAUUAUGGCGUAGAACUAGCUGAUUCCAUCACACCAUCACCACAAGAUGAAACAGAUGCAGCUGUUCAAACUGUCACCAUACGUAAACUUCCAGCUGAGGCAGAUUUUCUUUUUACGUAUUCUACAGUACCCGGUUAUUAUUCUUGGAGAAAUAAUCAGGAUGGUUCAUGGUUUAUUCAAGCAUUGUGUAUAGUGUUAGAAAAUCAUGGUUUUAAAAUGGAAUUACUACAUAUGUUAACACAUGUUAAUCGUAUUGUGGCCUACGAAUUCGAAUCUUGCACAGAUAAAGAAUUCACGGAUGGAACUAAACAAAUUCCCAGUGUUGUAUCAAUGCUAACUCGAUAUGUGUACUUUCGACCAAAGAAACAAGACAUCAGAUGAUCUACUGUUAUCCAUCUUUUGGCUAGAUAUGUGCUGUAAUUUCUCAUGUAUUAUAUACGGUAAUACUGUAUGAUGUGAUAUUUAAUAAAAUUAUCAUUAUAUGUAUGUUCUUCUUUGUAUCAUCAUUGUACAUUUUGCUUUGAUAUAGAGAUUUCAAUUGUUUGCUUUAGUGUUACCAUUUUUAAGAUAAUUGAAUAAUUAUGUUCUGAAUUAGUUUGGUGAUUGCUUUGAAGUUUGAACUGAAGUGAUCUGUACUUGCAUUGAUAUAUAAUUUUCUGUGUUGCUAGGCAACGAUUCAGAAUUGUAUUUGAAUGCUUUGACAUUUUAAAAAAAUAAUACAGCAAAAUAUAACUAACUUCUAGAGUAUUUACAAGUUUUUAAUGAUGAGUAAAUAACUCCAUGAAUGAAGUAUGUCACUCUAAAAUUCAAGAGGGUUCUCUCCCAUGAAUAGACAAAUGCAGCCAAUUUUGGAAAAAGUACUUCUAAAACAUGGUUUUGAAUUAACACCAUAAAUGACUGACAUGUUACUUCAUUCAACUAGUCAAACAAUCCCAGAACAUUUGAAAAAGAAAUUCCAAACAACAUUGACCUUCACAUCAAUGUAAUAGCAAAGUCUUAAAAGAUCAAAAUAAUUGAUGAACAAGAAUAAUUGAGGGGCCAUUCCUAUUAUUCAAAAAGGCAGCAAAUUUGAAAAAUAAAGUCAUAAAUACUCGAACUGGUCGAGCAAUUACAAACUUUUGAUAAUAUUGAGAUUAAUAUAUAGACAAAAAAACAUUACAAAAUAUAUGUAUAUUAAUUAUAGAAUAGAAUAACGCGCUAUGGUAUUACGAUAUAAUUUCAUACUUGACUAUAGUUUAAAGGUUCUGUAGAUUUGUUGCAGGCUUUUUUGUAAAGACAAAAAGAUGUACUUGUUGUAUGUAUAUUUUAUAUAGCAAGUGUUAUUUAUAGAAAUUGUAUAUUAAGUAAUAAAUAUGAGAAAUGUG